UUGCAUUCAUCGAUUCUGUUGUGCAGAACUUAAAGGAGUUCUGCUUGAAUUUUUGAUUAUUGAAUUUUGAUUUGACAGUGUUGGGGUCAAGCUUUUGUGUGUCUGAAGCUUUUUUUGUGUGAUUAUCAAACUUUUCCAUUACGUUUUAUCAUUUACCUUUUUCUUUUCUAUUGGAAGAAAGGGGUGAUUCACUGAAUUAGAGAGCUGUGAAUCUGUGGCUAGUUAUCUCAAUCGACCUUUUGUUUGAUGGGAAGAGUGGAUAACAGGAAUUUUCUUCUUUCUCUGUGGAACUUGAGCUAGCUAAGGCCUGUGCAUGAAGAAAGAAGGCAUUGAUACCUUCUCUUCCAAAGGAAGCUUAUAUUGUCCCCGUGAGCUUCACUCAGUUGGGAAACUUGUGGGACUGAAAUUGGAAUUCCUACAUGCUUUGUGAGUGGACUCAUCAAGCUGCAUCUUUGCCUUCUACUCCUUCAGCAUGAUGAGUCAAAAAGGUCCUGAAUAAGAGGUUGCACAAGACUAUACCUGUGAGGAGUUUUGUAUGAACAUAAGCAGCAUAAGGCCAAGAUUACCUUAUUAGCACCCUGAGGGAAGGGAAAGAGGAAAGAAGGAAGUCAACUGUGGCAAUCAUUAUGGGAAAGAGGUCUCAAAGAUUCCCUACGCAGUAUGAGAAAGAUCAGUCAGGUUGUAUGUGGGGUUUUAUUAGUAUGUUUGAUUUUCGCCAUGGUCGCUUUACUCGGAAGUUGAUUGCAGAUAAGAGGCACAGCAGCAAGCAUGCUGUUGGUGCUGUACUUACUAAGAACAAGUUUGAGAUGUUGAGUAAUUUGGAUGAAGAAUAUCAAGGCGAUUUUGACAGAGGAGAGUAUAAGAGACUAACAGUGACAACUGAUGCUGAUAAGCUUAGUGUGAAGAAACUUAUAGAAGAAGAGAUGUGCAAUGACCAGGAUGAAAUAAAGGAUCAAGGUAAUGCUGAAGUAGAAUCAAAGCAAUCCAGAUUAGGGGGUGAAGACCCCCGGAAGACAGAUUCCAAAAGAAAAAAAAAAUCUCGCAAGAAAAGCCGGGAUAUGGACACCUGUGAUUUGAAUUUGGAUGCAACCUUGAAAUCUGAAUUCUCAAAUAAUCAGCAUUCAAGGCAACAGUCAAAAGAUACUCUUAAUUUGGACAAGAUAAUGGAAGAUUUUUGUCAUAUGAAAGGUGCUUGUUCUAUGAUACCUGACAAUGAUGGCAAAGUUUAUGCAGAAUCAAACCAAAAGCACACUAUUUCUGAAAACCUUGCAAGAGAUGCAAUCCAUGAAUUUGUGAAUCAGAUGAUAUUAAAUGGGAAAGAUCCGGCAGAGAAUAGAAAAUUCCUUUGCUCACAUGAACUCAUGGAAGCACUUCAGGUUAUAAGCUCAGAUAAGGAAUUGUUUCUUAGACUUCUACAAGACCCAAAUUCACACUUAUUGAAAUAUAUUCAGGAGUUGGAGAAUGUUCAGGGGACAUGUGACAAAGAAUAUGGUUCAGUUACUGGCUCCAACUUCUCUGAACAAGACCCUGGCAAUCUGAAACAAACUAGGGAGAUUGUCAACCGCAAGCAUCUUAACUUUUUCAGGAAAAAGGUAAAGUCUCAAUCAAAAUGUCCAACAAAUGAAAAUGGGAAAACUGAGUUUUCAAAUAGAAUUGUCAUUCUGAAACCUGUGCUAACGAGCAUGCAAAAUUCUGAAAGUGAAAACAAGUUUGCCUCAUCGCCAGAUUCUCAUGAUAUUGUCCAUUAUAAAGGUCCUUCUGUGAAAGCUAGUUCGCAUUUUUCUCUUACAGAGAUAAAAAGGAAAUUAAAACAUGCUAUGGGAAAGGAGAGACAUGGAAAUCCUGAUGGGAUCUCAAGAAAACUCUUGGCUGAACUGAAAAAUAAGGGGCCAGUAGGCAAAGCCAUUGGUAAAGAUAAUUUUGGAAUGCGAUCUCCUAAUAAAGACCAUUUCUUCAUUGAAAAAAUUGCAAGACCUAUGUCUGAUGUUAUGAAAGGAAACAAGACUGGUACAUUGAAAGAAUCUGAAUUGAAUGUGGAACAUGAAAGUGGUACUCCCAAACAAAGGGUUUCUAACAUAUAUAUUGAGGCUAAGAAACAUCUGUGUGAGAUGAUAGAUAAUGGAGAUGAGAACCCGGACAUUUCAAGCAGGCAGAUUCCAAAAUCCCUUGGGAGGAUACUAUCUCUUCCUGAGUACAACUUCUCUCCUCUUGGAAGUCCUGGAAGGGAUUUGGAGCAUAAUUUUGUGACUGCUCAGGCAAGACUUUCUACUUCAGAUAAAACUUGGGAGGUUAAUGAGGAUAAUUUGUCUCCCAAACAAGCAACUUUUAUUGGUCAUCCAGAUCAGGAAACAAACAAUUCAGCGAAGCAGACUAGCAUUUGUGAUGAAAGCUCUAAUAAUAAAGUACAAGAAAUCAAGUCAGAAUCUAAUUUCUCACAUGAUCUUGGUCAUGUGGAUACAGCAGAAGCCUGUAAUUCAGUUGGAGAUGAGAUAGUUACUGAAGAUAGUGUAGAAUUUACUAAAGAGAUUAGUGUUUUGGAAUCAUCCCCGGAUCCCAAUGGCUUCAUCACUGGAAAGGACCAAAAUCAUGAUAUCUCAGAAAUUCCUGAUGGUGCAAGAUGUUCUGAAGGUUUGAAUCCGGACAUAACAGAAGAGAACCAACCAUCAUCUAUACUUUCACCCCCUUCUCACUCUUCCUUCACUAAGAAAAUUGAAGAGCUAGAAAGUCAUACCAAUGUAUCUGGGCGACCAAGUCCGGUUUCUGUUCUCGAUACAUCAUUCUCAGACGAUGACUUCAGCCCUGAGUACUCCAGAUGUAAACCUGUACAAUCACUGCAAAUUCAAUUUGAAGAAUACGACUUGUCGCCUGUGGAUCAAUUUGAUAGAGGAAACCAUUGUCUCGAAGAAAAUGGAUUGAUAUAUGACUACAUUAAAGCUGUCUUGCAUGCCUCUGGCUUGACUGGAGAUCAAUUGUUGAUGAAAUGCCUUUCCUCAGACAAGAUACUAGAUCCUUCCUUGUUUGAUCAGGUAGAGUACUUCUCUAACCUGCUUUGCCAUGAUCAGAAGCUCCUAUUCGACUGUAUCAACGAAAUUCUCAUGGAGGUUUGUUGGCAUUACUUUGGGGUCUCACCUUGGGUAUCAUUUGUAAAUCCUAGCAUAAGGCCAACUCCAAAUAUGAAAAAGGUUAUUCUCAAGGUUUGGGAAGGAGUGUGCUGGCAUGUCCUUCCCUUGCCCCCACCACAUGCUUUGGAGCAAAUUGUUAGGAAAGACAUGGCAAGAAGUGGAACAUGGAUGGACCUUCGACUUGAUGCUGAAACAAUUGGUUUUGAAAUGGGGGAGUCCAUUCUUGCAGAACUGAUGGAAGAUACAAUAUUGAGCCUUGCAAGUGACAGCCCAGAAAGUAAUUGUUCUGUGCUUCAAUGUGAACUGAAGGACAGUGAGAGCAACAUCAACUUGUAAAAGACAACUCACUGCUUUUUGCUCAUGCAACCUUUUAAACAAGUUCCUUUGUGUGAGGAGGUGGAAGGGAAGUAAUGAAGUUAUAUAUCAUGCAGGGGAAUGGAAAUUGAUCAGGAAGAAUACUGAAGAGUUACAAACUUCUUUAAAGCAUCCUUGGACCUUGGUACUAUUUCUUUUCACCAUACCUGACUAUUCUGAUAUUGGAUAGUAUACUGUGAAUGAGGAUACUCAAAUAAGGAACCACAAGCCACAAGAAGUAAAUAGGAAGCCAGUUGUAAAUGCUUCUUGCAAAAGCACAAAACUAGGCUUUGUUUACAAUGACAAACAGACAAAGCAACAGUUUUAUUCAGUGUGUGACUCACUUCACCCAGGGAGGGCUAGAGGUGUUUUGAUUGUAGAUUUUGUAAAGUUUGAUUUGCUGAUCACCUUAGCUGGUGUGUUAUAAUUUCGUUUGAUAUCAUCCUUACUUCUUGUAUAUUUGUUUUUUUGGUUAACCUAUUGUAUUCACAAAGUUUGGAAAUAAUGAAGUGUGAACUCAGCUUGGUGU
Molecule: messenger RNA, 4005 nt
Organism: Gastrolobium bilobum
Lineage: Eukaryota; Viridiplantae; Streptophyta; Magnoliopsida; Fabales; Fabaceae
Exons: 7
Coding region: 627-3458 (943 amino acids)
Source: RefSeq, a predicted model, not a curated record